Cheilinus undulatus (humphead wrasse) is the source of this 2190-nucleotide messenger RNA. It is a transcript of the gene syt9a, whose product is annotated as synaptotagmin IXa. The record is from RefSeq and is a predicted model, not a curated record. Bases 106 to 1794 code for a protein of 562 amino acids. The transcript is spliced from 7 exons. Gene Ontology annotation, biological process: regulation of dopamine secretion; cellular response to calcium ion; regulation of calcium ion-dependent exocytosis. Gene Ontology annotation, cellular component: membrane; dense core granule. Gene Ontology annotation, molecular function: calcium ion binding; calcium-dependent phospholipid binding; SNARE binding. NCBI's taxonomy places the organism in Eukaryota, Metazoa, Chordata, Actinopteri, Labriformes, Labridae.
GCCGAGCAGCGUGGACUAGGUGACAGUCAGGCAGGCGGAGUGGUGUGGUUCGCUGGUGCUGGUAGUGCCUAAGAGACCGUUCAUUUCUAAGGAUGCUGGUGGGAAAUGCCUGGAGACAGAGAUGACGAGAUUUGUCAAAAGGCACUUGAACUCCUGUCGGAUCUUUGUUCGAAGGGGGAAGUGCAGAACGAACACUGCCUGGAUUUUAUCUACUAUUUCAGAGACCUCGCCAGACCACGCUAUUCAGAUUCAGAUAUAUCGGUGAGUCUCCUGUCACUGGUAGUGACUGCCUGUGGCCUGGCCCUGUUUGGGGUAUCCCUCUUUGUCUCCUGGAAGCUCUGUUGGAUACCAUGGAGGGAACGUGGGCUCUCUCCUACCACCAAGGAGCCCCAUGGGCACAUCAACCCAACCAUGAGCCCUCCACCCACACAGCCCACACCCAGGCAGCCAGUUUACACAGCUGUGGACCCACCGACGCACAACCGCCGUGAGUCAUCUCAAUGCUCCAUCACCAGAGAGCCCACUCUUGUGGCGUCAGAAGUGUCUGUGGAGGGUCCGGUGACUCCUUUGUCACCACCACCUGUCAUGGCCACACCAGAGGCUGCCAUGAAGAUCAGCCACACAUCUCCAGACAUCCCACUGGAUGCCCAGAGUAAAACCCGGGAGAAUGGGGUUCACACCAACCCCCGUAUGCAGAGACAGACCACUGAACCUCCACCAUCUGGUCACUCCAUGUCUGAAAUUGGACAAGGGACCAUCCGUAGACACAUGAACCGGUCAAAUCCAGACUUCAAUGUGGCCCAGUUCCAAAGGCAGGAUUCCCUCACUGGAAUGGGGUUGGGCCUUGGCCGCCUCAAACCUGAGCUGUACAAACAGCGGUCUCUCGAAGGAGAGGAUGGAAGCCGCAGAGGUGGAGGCUGUGGGCGUCUACACUUUAUCCUUAAAUUUGACUGUGACCUUGAACAGUUAAUAGUUAAGAUCCAUAAAGCAGAGGACCUCCCAGCCAAGGACUUUUCUGGUACCUCUGAUCCUUAUGUCAAGAUCUACCUUCUCCCUGAUCGUAUGACCAAGCACCAGACUAAGGUGCACCGCAAGACGCUGAACCCUGUGUUUGAUGAGGUCUUCCUGUUUCCUGUGGCGUAUUCUGAGCUUCCCACACGUAAGCUGCACUUCAGCGUCUAUGACUUCGACCGGUUCUCACGCCAUGACAUUAUUGGUCAAGUGGUCGUGGACAACUUCCUGGAUUUGGCAGACUUCCCCAGGGAGACAAGGCUGUGCCGGGAAAUUCAGUACAUGUCCACGGAUAAUGUGGACCUCGGGGAUCUUAUGUUUUCGCUCUGUUACCUGCCCACUGCUGGCAGAUUGACCAUCACGAUGAUAAAGGCUCGCAAUCUUAAAGCCAUGGAUAUCACUGGUGCAUCUGACCCUUAUGUGAAGGUUUCACUAAUGUGUGACGGGCGCAGACUGAAGAAGAGGAAGACGUCGACUAAGCGGAACACUUUGAAUCCCGUCUAUAAUGAGGCCAUUGUCUUUGAUGUCCCUCCAGAAAAUAUAGAGCAGAUCAGCCUGCUGAUUGCCGUGAUGGACUAUGACCGUGUAGGCCAUAAUGAGGUCAUCGGUGUGUGUCGAGUUGGCAACGAUGCAGACAACCUCGGUCGAGACCACUGGAGUGAAAUGCUCACAUAUCCUCGAAAGCCUGUCGCCCACUGGCAUCCUCUUGUUGAGUACCAGGGGACCACAGGUAGUAGCCAGGGAGGAUCCUGUAAUUCUCUGAAGACGCCUCCUUCUCCGUAGCCUUGAGCAACAAUUCACAAAAGGACACCAAUCAGACAGAAGCCUCAGCUGUACCUUUGGACAGUAGUGCUGCUGAGCGCUGCACAACAUACAAUAUGAUACUGCUAAACAACGACAGGAAAGAAAGACACGAGCUGGACCAGUUGCAUGUUGAAUGACCGCAGAGAUGGAUGUUUUUAUUUUCUAAGAUGUUCCAUAAGAAAAACAACAGGCACAUGCAGACAUUUGAGGUCUGUGCUAUCCCUACGUUUCUACAGUAGUUACUGUUUUUUACAUAGUCUUGUUACUUGUUUUAAUGAGAUGACUGUAUUUGCACAAUGUACUAACAACCAGUUGAACUGCCAUAUUGUUUUUUUAAUUUUGAUUUGGUGGUGAAUUGGUGCAUGAGGUCAUGAU